This is a messenger RNA of Tauraco erythrolophus (red-crested turaco), 486 nucleotides long. It is a transcript of the gene LY86, whose product is annotated as lymphocyte antigen 86. NCBI's taxonomy places the organism in Eukaryota, Metazoa, Chordata, Aves, Musophagiformes, Musophagidae. Gene Ontology annotation, biological process: innate immune response; positive regulation of lipopolysaccharide-mediated signaling pathway. The record is from RefSeq and is a predicted model, not a curated record.
AUGAAGACAUCAGCUGUUCCUGUUCUCAUCUUAGUCCUGCUUUACAUCAAUGCCAGCACAGAAUGGCCUACGCACACGGUCUGCAAAGAGGACAACUUGGAAAUAUAUUACAAAAGCUGUGAUCCCCAGCAAGAUUUUGCUCUCAGCAUUGACCAUUGUUCUGAUAUCACAACCCACACCUUUAACAUCAGAGCUGCAAUUGUCCUAAGACACAGCAUCAAGGAACUGUACGUCAAGUUAGACCUGAUCAUAAAUGGGAAGACCAUCUUAACCUACUCGGAGACGCUUUGUGAGCCAGGUCACUCUAAGCUGAUUUUCUGCGGAAAGAAGAAAGGAGAACACCUCUACUAUGAGGGACCAGUCACACUGGGAAUAAAAGAAAUCCCACAGGGAGAUUACACCAUUUCAGCAAAGCUGACUAACGAAGACCACGUCAUUGUCGCUUGUGCCGAUUUCACCGUGAAAAAUUAUCUAGAGUAUUAUUAG